AAAAUUAAAAACAUUAGAAAUUAACCGAUCUAAGUUAGAGAACUCAAACAGUCUAACUCUCUUGCUCUCCUUCCCAGCGCCACAACCUCCAUUGCUUUUCUCCCUGUGCCGCCCUCCGUUUUUCCUUCGCGUCGCCCUCGUUUCUCGGCGGUCACAGUUGAUAUUUAAGUGCGAAGAUGGAACAAGAAGCAGAAAAAUCUGUUCAAGUUCAAGGAGGGAGUUCAGACGGUUCGGAAUCAGAACUAGUUAGUCGGGUAAGGAAGCUUCUGUUUCGCCGAAUGCUGAUUGGGAUCAAAGAUGGGAGAUUCUUCUUGGGUAACUUCUAUUGCAUUGACAAGCAAGGGAAUAUUAUUCUUCAGGAUACCGUGGAGUAUCGUAGCACUCGACGUUCCUCGCCUUCUCCUAUGGAACAAAGGUGCAUUGGUCUUAUUCUCAUUCCUUCUUCUUGCCGGACUUCCUGUCAUGUCGAUGCCUCUAUAGAUGAACAAUUGUCACUUCUAUCACUUAAUGAAAAAUCAGUACUUUAGUUGUUUCACUGUCAUGUGGCAGUUGCUUAGUUUUUCAGUCAUUAUAGAUAAAACCAUGUUUUUGACAUUACAUAGGUGUUCUGGUUCAUUUGUGUGGAGGUAAAAAUAAAAGCAUGUUUCUGACAUUACAUAGGUUCUCUAUAUUGUUGUUGCUUCAUUCAUGCCAAUGCCUUCUUCUGCCCUCAAAUAUUAUAUUGUAAUUUGUAAGCAUCCUAGACUUCAGGUUGCUUGUAUUGUAAUUGAGAUGUUGAGUUUGAUCUA
Messenger RNA from Vicia villosa (hairy vetch), 788 nucleotides. RefSeq lists its product as uncharacterized. The coding region runs from base 177 to 527 and encodes 116 amino acids. Gene Ontology annotation, cellular component: NatC complex. The record is from RefSeq and is a predicted model, not a curated record. The transcript is spliced from 2 exons. NCBI's taxonomy places the organism in Eukaryota, Viridiplantae, Streptophyta, Magnoliopsida, Fabales, Fabaceae.